Molecule: messenger RNA, 2173 nt
Organism: Annulohypoxylon truncatum
Lineage: Eukaryota; Fungi; Ascomycota; Sordariomycetes; Xylariales; Hypoxylaceae
Product: carbohydrate-binding module family 66 protein
Exons: 2
Coding region: 525-2108 (527 amino acids)
Biological process (GO): carbohydrate metabolic process
Molecular function (GO): hydrolase activity, hydrolyzing O-glycosyl compounds
Source: RefSeq, a predicted model, not a curated record
UCUUCAUUGUCCCACCUAUGUUUUUUCUCAUGUGAAAAUUCGGGUUUCGCUUUAUAAAUCUAGACUUGUGUUUAUAUUAGAGUAGUAGCAUACCAUGCAGGUGUUCAACAUAAGAGCAUAUCAAGCUUUCAUUAGGUCGCGUGCAUGGUCUGCCGUAGCGGUUAGCCUUAUGAGGAAGGCAAGAUAAGCGUUAGCGAUCGCCCCGGACGCCGUCGCAUACCAUUACCACGUUCAACUAAUUGUUGCUAGUGGUAUAGGAAGGAGUAUGGGGGUAUUGAAAGUAGGUAAGUAAAUAAUGGCAAUAGUAAGAUUGGAAUGUUGCUACGUUAAAGUUGAAGUCAAUGUCCAUGGCGCCGCCAUUCAAAUACAGCAUUCAUCGGUUAUUUCAAUUCAUCUCCGAUAUGCUCUGCUUUCCAUAUAGGUAAGUAGAGCAAAACUUCAUUGAAUGUGAUCACCCAGAUCCUCAUCGACAAAUUCCUCCUUCAGAUGUCCCCACAUUCCAAGUUAACGACCUAAGUUUUGGCAUGCUACUUACCAUCAUGGCGUUCUUUUCCCCGCUCAACUUAACCUCGCUUCUCGCCGGACUUCGGAUGAAUGCCUACGCCAAAGUCGCUUCAAUUUAUCUUCUUUUGAGUUUUACGAUGCCGGCAGCAGCAAAUGGGUCGCUAAUACCAACCCAGCUGACUCCCGAAAAUUACACUACAGCGGAAGCGGGCAACCCUUUCGUCGACGGUUGGUAUGCAGACCCAGAUACGGAAGUAUAUGAUGGUAUCUAUUGGGUAUACCCAACCUCUUCAUAUGACUACGAUCAGCAGACAUAUUUCGACGCCUUCUCAAGUUCGGAUCUGAUCAAUUGGACAAAAUACUCCAACAUUUUAACCACAGAUAAUGUGACCUGGGCUACCAGAGCUGUGUGGGCUCCCGCACCCAUUUUCAGAGGUGGCCUUUAUUAUCUGUAUUUCGGUGCCAAUGACAUCCAGGAGGGCGAGCCGGAACAGGGGAAGAUUGGAGGUAUCGGAGUCGCUGUCGCGGAACGGCCGGAGGGUCCGUACGUCGAUGCCAUCGGGAAGCCGUUGAUUGGAGAGUACCACAAUGGCGCCCAGCCAAUCGACCAGGAUGUCUUCAUAGAUGAUGUAGACGGGCAGGCGUAUAUCUACUAUGGAGGCCACUCGCAUGCCAACGUCGCGAAACUGAACUCGGACAUGAUCUCCAUCGGUACCUUUGACGACGGAACUCAGUAUAAGGAAAUUACCCCUGAGAAUUAUGUCGAGGGCUCACAGAUGUUCAAGCGCAAUGGCAUCUACUAUUUGAUGUGGUCAGAGGGCGACUGGACCGGUCCCGACUAUUCCGUCUCGUACGCAAUGUCCGAUUCACCCAUAGGUCCAUUCAACAAGAUAGACAAAAUCUUGCAGCAGGACAACGCCGUAGCUAAGAGCAGUGGCCAUAACGGUGUUAUCAACGUGCCAAACACGGACACUUGGUAUAUCGUCUACCAUCGCCGCUCGCUAAGCGAGACGGACGGUAACCAUCGCGUACUAGCAUAUGAUCGCAUGUACUUCAACGAGGAUGGCACUAUUAAACCUGUCAAGAUGUUGGUUAAGGACGACUUCGCCAACGGAGAGAUGUUCAACUGGAAUACAUGGGCCGGUGACUGGUCAGUGGUAGGCCAAAGACUCAACGUCACAGAAACGGCAUUGGGUAGAGCCACGCUUGAUACAAAUUUCACCAACCUAGACUACCAAGCUACCGUCAGCAUUACAGAAGGUACCGGCGACGCUGGACUUCUAUUUCGAGUUACCGGCUUCGAGUCCGGCACCUACGGCAUGUACGGCUACUAUGCAGGAAUUUCCCAGGAGGGUAAAGUUAUCCUGCUGAAAAUCAAUGCCGGAACUUGGGAACAGAUCGCCGAAUCAGAGAUGAAAAUUGUGUAUGAAAAGGAGUACUAUAUCAACGUGAGGGCCAUGGGCAGCGAUAUAGAGGUGUUUGUCAAGAAUGACCAAGUACCUUGUAUCUCUACUACAGACAGCUCGUACAAAAGUGGCGCAACUGGUGUGGAGGUGCGCAAUGCUGGUGCGAACUUCGGCUUCGUGUCUGUAAAGAAGUAUUAAUGGCUAUAUAGCAGCGACGAUAAUAAUGUAAUUCUAAAGGACAGCAUAUCUAAAUUAUUCCUUCG